UCGCUUAUUGCUAUUCUUCCGCGACUGCUGCUUCAUCUACCAUACUCUAAACUUUUCUAAACCAAAUUCUCUUCUAACUGGAAAGUGCCUAGCAACAACAGACAUACCAUAUAAUCAAAUUUGACCUGACGUUGGCAAACUUCACAAUAUGCCUACCGCCCAGGAGAUCAUCGAAAAGCUUAACAUGACGCCCCAUCCUGAGAAAGGUUUCUACAUCCAAACGUUUGUCGAUCCGGCUAAGUCGAAUCACGAACAGCACAGUUCAGCUAUCUAUUAUCUCCUCGAAAAAGGCAACGGUCAAUCGAAUUGGCAUCGUGUUCUCAAUGCAGCCGAAAUUUGGCAUUACUACGCCGGCGCACCCAUCCGCCUCUCACUCUCGUGGAACGAUGGCACGCCCGUACGCCACAAAAUCCUCGGCGCCGACGUUUUGAAUGGACAGGAGCCACAGGUCAUCUUGCAGCAAAGCGAAUGGCAAAGUGCAGAGAGUCUGGGAGAUUGGACGCUCGUGGGUUGCACCGUCGCACCGGCUUUCAACUUUGAGAAAUUCGAAAUGAAGGAGCCGGGAUGGCAACCACAGGGCGCAUAGGUAUCUAGUAUUUUGUCAUCAGACACACUCAUAUUACAUGCGAAGUUCCUGUUCGAUCCAGCACCAUGUCUGGGUAAUUUUAGAGCUGUUGAAAAGGUUGGGAGUAGACCAAGUACGCGGAACGUUUGAAAGGACUUGAAAAUGUCAACCGAACUUUCUCAGUUCCUUAGUCUGAUCUGGUAACCCCUUCAUACGGCACUGAUCACAGGCUUUUUGAGACACUCAAUGGGCUUGUCGCCAUCGCCUGCACACGGCAUUACGGACUUAUAUAAUCCCUUUUCAUGCUGAGUUCGGC
Dothidotthia symphoricarpi CBS 119687 is the source of this 881-nucleotide messenger RNA. RefSeq lists its product as uncharacterized. Bases 149 to 586 code for a protein of 145 amino acids. Lineage: Eukaryota; Fungi; Ascomycota; Dothideomycetes; Pleosporales; Dothidotthiaceae. The transcript has a single exon. The record is from RefSeq and is a predicted model, not a curated record. Gene Ontology annotation, cellular component: intracellular anatomical structure.